Molecule: messenger RNA, 805 nt
Organism: Botrytis byssoidea
Lineage: Eukaryota; Fungi; Ascomycota; Leotiomycetes; Helotiales; Sclerotiniaceae
Exons: 3
Coding region: 101-565 (154 amino acids)
Molecular function (GO): RNA binding; RNA nuclease activity
Source: RefSeq, a predicted model, not a curated record
UAUUUCUCUUCAACUACCCUCACUUCUUCGCCCAUGCUCAUUCUCUCUUAGCUUAUCUAUAUUCUGAUAUCUACAAAUCUGAAACUACUAUUUUUCUACGAUGGCAACCAUCUACGAUGAACCCACUGGCUGCAACUGCGAUAAUGAGUCCACCUAUGAUCAAUCAGCCAUAGACGCAGCAUGUAAACAAGCAUUACUGCUCGCAUCUGAGAAGAAAACAGUUGGAAAGGAUAAAUAUCCUCAUGCUUACAAUGACUACGAAAAGUUCACCUUCAUCCCCGCCGCCAAAAAGCCAUACCUCGAAUUUCCUAUUCUCUCCAACGGCGCAACAUAUACUGGUUCGCAUCCCACUUCUCCGGGUGCAGAUCGCAUCGUUAUUGGAAGCAUUGCAACCGAUUAUAAAUCUGCCGUUUUCUGUGCUGUGAUCACACAUGAUGGAAGUACUAAGAAUGGGUUUACUGAGUGUACGAAUACGGGAGAUAGUGGAGAGGGAGCUUAUGAAAGGAAAGACAGAGGAGAAGAGGGGAAGGAGGGAAGGGAAUUAUUGGAGAGGAUUGAUUUGUAGCUUCAAUGAGGAUAUGCACGGGUGUGACCUUGGACGUCCGAGUAAUAAAAGUUAUGCGGGUAGGUCUCUGGAAUGAUUACGGCAGUACGAAAUUGAAGGGCAAUUGAUGUAAAUAAAUAAGUAAAAUCGUUGCUGCAUAUCUCUAAAUUCGGACUCAGCAGAAUCUACUCGGUCGGCCAAUCCAAAUAUCAAAACCUGCAUUUAUAUCUCAUCUAUUCUAAUCCCACAUGGCCCGCACUA